AUGCCCUUGUUGAAGCAGUCCUUUGAGCCAAAAGAAGAGGGUUCUUGGGGCUCUUUCGGUGGCUUCAGCUUGUGGGCCUCGGGCGCCCUCCGGCUUUUGCCCAAGUUUCCUUUCUCACUCCGGUGUUUUCUGGGAUGUAGACUAGCCCCAUGUUCACCAGAAGACUGGGGUGAUGGCCUGGAAGAUGCCGAGCUCUUCCAAGCCCGACAGGUUUCGGUGGCAAGGUCCCCCGAACCUUCGCUUCGACUGCAGGGCCUCACAGAGCCCGCCGAAGUCGUCGCGUGCUGGCUGAGUCUGGGUUCCAGUUCUGCCCCGCCCAAGCACCCGGUUCUGAUGGACCCAAAGCACUGCCUGGCCGAUGGAGACUUCGAGCUCUUGGCACCCUUCGCGCUGAGCUUCCCGAAUCAGGCCGAGGUCCCCGUUCCUUCGGGCCUGCCGGGGCCAGGCUCACAGUGCAGUUGCGGGGAGAGACGUGGAUGUGCGUAA
This is a messenger RNA of Symbiodinium natans, 486 nucleotides long. The record is from the annotation of a GenBank genome assembly. Lineage: Eukaryota; Dinophyceae; Suessiales; Symbiodiniaceae.